UGCAAGCCUAUGGAUGUUGGAAAGCUGAUGUUACAGUGCAGGUAUUAACAUGGUUAACACCGGUGACAUUAAUGGUUCUAGCAACCUUAUGGAUUUCCUUGAUGAGCCGAUUCCAGAUGUCGGGACAUAUGAAGAUUUCCAUACCAUUGACUGGCUAAGAGAGAAGUCACGUGAUACAGACAGACACAGAAAAAUCACUAGCAAGAGCAAGGAAUCAAUCUGGGAAUUUAUCAAAGGCCUUCUUGAUGCAUGGUCAGGAUGGGUUGUUAUGCUCCUUAUUGGACUUCUGGCUGGUACAUUAGCUGGAGUUAUAGACUUAGCUGUGGACUGGAUGACUGAUCUCAAAGAAGGCAUUUGUCUUAAUGCUUUCUGGUACAGCCAUGAGCAGUGCUGCUGGACAUCAGAUGAGACGACGUUUGAGGACAGAGACAAGUGCCCUCAGUGGCAGAAAUGGUCCGAGCUGAUGAUCGAUCAAUCUGAGGGCGCCAGUGCCUAUAUUCUCAAUUAUUUCCUAUACAUUAUGUGGGCAUUAUCAUUUGCCUUCUUGGCAGUUUCCUUGGUCAGAGUCUUUGCUCCUUACGCCUGUGGAUCUGGAAUACCAGAGAUAAAAACUAUUCUCAGUGGAUUUAUAAUAAGGGGAUACUUAGGAAAAUGGACCCUUUUGAUAAAAACAGUAACAUUGGUACUGGUAGUGUCGUCAGGCCUAAGCCUUGGGAAAGAAGGACCUUCUGUUCAUGUGGCAUGUUGCUGUGGCAACUUAUUCAGCAGUCUGUUUUCCAAAUACAGCAAGAAUGAGGGAAAGAGAAGAGAAGUGCUCUCAGCGGCUGCUGCUGUAGGAGUCUCUGUUGCCUUUGGGGCUCCCAUUGGCGGUGUUCUUUUCAGUCUUGAAGAGGUUAGUUAUUACUUUCCACUGAAAACACUUUGGCGUUCAUUUUUUGCUGCCUUGGUGGCCGCAUUUACUCUGCGAUCAAUCAACCCAUUUGGAAAUAGCCGUCUGGUUCUGUUUUAUGUUGAAUAUCAUACUCCUUGGUACAUGGCUGAACUUUUUCCAUUCAUCCUCCUUGGUGUCUUCGGGGGUCUGUGGGGGACACUUUUUAUUCGCUGUAAUAUUGCUUGGUGCAGGAGGCGUAAAACCACUAAGCUUGGAAAAUACCCAGUGUUGGAAGUUAUUGUGGUCACUGCAAUCACAGCUUUAUUAGCCUACCCAAACCCAUAUACCAGAAGAAGUACAAGUGAACUCAUAUCAGAGCUGUUCAAUGACUGUGGGGCACUGGAAUCUUCCCAACUCUGCGAUUACAUCAAUGAUCCCAACAUGACCAGACCCGUAGAUGAUAUUCCAGACCGUCAGGCUGGUGCAGGUGUUUAUACGGCAAUGUGGCAACUAGCCCUGGCUCUAAUUUUUAAAAUUAUUAUUACAAUAUUUACAUUUGGCAUGAAGAUACCUUCUGGGCUGUUUAUUCCCAGCAUAGCAGUGGGGGCCAUAGCUGGCCGGAUUGUUGGAGUUGGUGUAGAGCAGCUGGCCUACCAUCACCAUGACUGGAUCAUUUUUAGGAACUGGUGCAGACCCGGAGCAGACUGUGUGACUCCUGGGCUCUACGCUAUGGUGGGGGCAGCAGCCUGUCUAGGAGGCGUUACAAGAAUGACAGUUUCCCUGGUAGUUAUAAUGUUUGAAUUGACUGGUGGCCUAGAAUACAUUGUGCCAUUGAUGGCAGCAGCUGUGACCAGCAAAUGGGUUGCAGAUGCAUUUGGAAAAGAAGGAAUUUAUGAGGCACACAUUCAUUUAAAUGGUUAUCCAUUCCUGGAUGUCAAGGAUGAGUUCACCCACAGAACACUUGCAAUGGAUGUAAUGAGGCCUCGCCGAGGGGAACCCUCGCUCUCUGUUCUUACCCAGGACAGUAUGACAGUAGAGGAUGUGGAGACUUUAAUCAAAGACACAGAUUACAACGGAUUUCCUGUUGUGGUGUCCAGAGAUUCUGAGCGUUUAAUUGGCUUUGCUCAACGAAGAGAGCUUAUCAUUGCAAUCAAGAAUGCUAGGCAACGCCAAGAUGGGGUAGUGAGCAAUUCUAUUAUAUAUUUCACUGAAGAUCCUCCAGAGCUUCCUGCUAACAGCCCACAUCCACUCAAACUUCGUCGAAUCCUUAACCUAAGUCCCUUCACUGUCACUGACCACACACCUAUGGAAACAGUAGUAGAUAUCUUCAGAAAGCUUGGGCUAAGGCAAUGCCUUGUUACUCGCAGUGGGAGACUUUUGGGUAUUAUAACGAAAAAAGAUGUUUUAAGGCACAUGGCUCAAAUGGCUAAUCAAGACCCUGAAUCCAUUAUGUUCAACUAGGAUUGCAAGAAUAUUGCAAAGCGAAUAGUAUUGAGAGGAAGUUCUUUAAAGGCCUCCACCCUGUGUCCUUCACUUGACAUACACUAAUGAGGAAUCAUUGUUGAUCAACUGAGGCAAGCAAUAGAAGGGCGAAUGUAUGAGAAGCUGCUGGGUUUGUUUACAUGCCUAGAGAUUCAGGCAUAAUACAUUGGAAAAAAA
This is a messenger RNA of Xenopus tropicalis (tropical clawed frog), 2530 nucleotides long. RefSeq names its product chloride channel, voltage-sensitive 4 (gene clcn4). Gene Ontology annotation, cellular component: membrane; endosome membrane. The record is from RefSeq and is marked provisional. Gene Ontology annotation, biological process: transmembrane transport; chloride transport. Lineage: Eukaryota; Metazoa; Chordata; Amphibia; Anura; Pipidae. Gene Ontology annotation, molecular function: chloride channel activity; chloride transmembrane transporter activity; voltage-gated chloride channel activity.